Molecule: messenger RNA, 1462 nt
Organism: Pyrenophora tritici-repentis Pt-1C-BFP
Lineage: Eukaryota; Fungi; Ascomycota; Dothideomycetes; Pleosporales; Pleosporaceae
Source: RefSeq, a predicted model, not a curated record
AUGUCGGCCCCAGAAGCCACCACCGACGACAUGUUCGCGCCGCCUGUGAAUCGUGCCAUGAAGGUGCUCGACCGCAGCUUCUUCCAAAAGACCAUUCCCACCUCGGCCGCGCGCAUCUUCAACCCCAAGGACAUUUCGCGCUGUCGCAAGGAAUUGACCGCCAGCAAGGACACGCUGCCCACCAACCGAGUAGACCCAAUAAGAGCGGACCCAGACCUAGAACUCGCCACUAAAGGCAGCAAAUGCCUACUCCUACGACCCGAAGUGCUUCACACAGAGCAAGACGGCACCUUAGGCGUAAUCCCCUAUCAACUCCACCUCGACUACAACUACUUCACCUACUCUGAAAUCACCAGCGCCACCAUCCCCCCACCCGAGUCCAAAUACGACGAUGAAAUACCCCAAGGUUUCGCCCUCGCCGGCCACGUCGCCCACCUCAACCUGCGCGAGCGCUACUGGCCCUACAAACACCUCAUCGCCACCGUGCUCGCAGACAAGAACCCAAUGGUCAAAACUGUCAUCAAUAAACUCGAUAACGUCGGUACGGAAAACGCGUUCCGAACGUUUCAGUACGAGGUUCUGCAUGGCCCAGAUGACAUGAACGUCGAGCUGCGCGAGCAAGGGUGUACGUUUAAAUUCGACUUUGCAAAGGUAUAUUGGAACACGCGGUUGCACACGGAGCACGAGCGCUUGUGUAACUUAUUUCGCGAGGGCGAGGCCAUUUGCGAUGUCAUGGCUGGUGUAGGCCCCUUUGCCAUUCCCGCAGGCAAGAAGAAGUCUUUCGUGUGGGCCAACGAUCUCAACCCUGAAUCUUACAACGCACUGGUGGGAAACAUCAAGACGAACAAAGUGGGGGAUUUUGUGCGUCCUUUUAAUACAGAUGGUGGAGCAUUUAUCCGCCAAGCGUCCGUGGAUCUAUUGACGGGCGGAGAGGUUUCCAUACCCAUCUUCCCCAAGACCAAAUCCUCCCGCUCGCAGCCUGACAAGGCACCCCCCGCGGCCCUGAAAACCCUCACCCAACCCCGGUUUUUCGCCCACUACGUCAUGAACCUCCCCGCUUCUGCCAUCACUUUCCUGCCCUCAUUCAUCGGUCUCUACGCCAAUGUUCCCGGUCUUCCAGCCCAGGAAAUAAAAGACAUGAUGAAGAAGCAAGACCAGAAACUUCCCAUGAUACAUGUCCACUGCUUUUCAACAAAGAGCGAGGAUAAUGUCGCCGAGAUCAAGGGUAUUUGCGAGGAAAUUGGCAGGCAGCUGCAGUGCAAGAUUACGCCUGAGAUGGAGGGCGUGGAUGUGCAUGAUGUGAGGGAUGUGGCGCCGAAGAAGAGGAUGUUUUGUGCGAGUUUUAGGUUGCCGGAAGAGGUUGCUUUUAGGGGUAUGUAGGUGAAGAAAGGGAGGAUAGAUGGUGAGUGGAAUGAUGGUUUUAUGGAAUUGUAAUCUUCUAUGGAGAUUCAUUACAUUACUC